Pseudocercospora fijiensis CIRAD86 is the source of this 1662-nucleotide messenger RNA. RefSeq lists its product as uncharacterized. Gene Ontology annotation, biological process: regulation of transcription by RNA polymerase II. The record is from RefSeq and is a predicted model, not a curated record. The annotation marks the transcript as partial. Gene Ontology annotation, molecular function: DNA-binding transcription factor activity, RNA polymerase II-specific; RNA polymerase II cis-regulatory region sequence-specific DNA binding. Lineage: Eukaryota; Fungi; Ascomycota; Dothideomycetes; Mycosphaerellales; Mycosphaerellaceae. The transcript is spliced from 2 exons.
GGUUCUGCUGUCACUGCGACCAAUGACAAGGAACUGCGCGAGAUGCUUGCUAAGAACGAGGGUCGUCCGCUGCGAGAAGUUGCCCAGGAAGUCAUUCAGAAGGAGCGCACGCCAAUGGCCGAGAAGACAAAGCAGCUCUUUGCCAUGCUUUGGCUUCGAGCUGUGUGCAAACCGGCAAAGACUUCCGUCCCUCGCAACCGAGUCUACUCUCAGUAUGCCACCCGCUGUGGUACUGAGAGAGUGGUUCCCCUCAACCCGGCUUCCUUCGGCAAACUGGUACGAGUGAUCUUCCCAGGAAUUCAGACUCGUCGUUUAGGUGUAAGAGGUGAGAGCAAGUACCACUAUGUGGAUCUCGCGCUCGAAGAUGAGCAACCGAAUGGACCUCCCGCAUGGCAAGGAAGUCAUCUCCAGAUGGACAGCCGGCGACGAUCGCAAUCCUCGAGUACUCAGCAAAUCGACUUUAACAACAUUCCUCGCUUGCAAGCCGACACCGCCGCAUUCCCGACCACCGAUGGCGCAUUCGAUCUUCAAUCAGCACUCCCUCCCACGCCCCGAGGUCCAGCAUCAAAAGGAAAGUCCUUCCUCUAUCCCGAAAUUCGUGGCUACGAACGUGGAACGGCGACCGCCAUGACAUAUUCGCACACGCUCCGGUUUCCGUCGAGCAACAUCCCAAUGUUUACCGAGAACGAACCUGUCAAUCUACCACCCAUACAACCUCAUCUACCAGAGCGUACCGACGUGGACACUGCAGAGGCAUUGGCAGCCUUGUACAGAACUCACUGCACUUCACUGAUUGACAGCAUACGAUUUUGCAAAGAGAAACAGUUCUUCCGACUGUACACAUCAUUCCAUGGCACUCUUACUGUUCCUGUACAAAAAUUGUUCACACACAAAAAUCUGGCACCUUGGAUAGAACAGUGCGAUCUGGUCAUGUACAGGACGAUGGUGCGCUUCGUCAGCCGACUGACACUACAAGCAGCACCUGCUGUUGUCAUUAAUAUCUUAAGCAACAUAUCAACAACCUUACACGGUCACAUCGCGAAGACCUUUGCAAAUCAGCCUCCACACGUCCUCGACGCCAAGCUUCGACCUGCCACCAUUUUCGCUGGCCUUCUGCAUCGCCUUAUAAGGGUCAACCAGUCGGCCCACGCUGCAGCAAACUUGCUCACCAUCGACCAAAACAGAGAGCAAAUGUGGCAAGAGUGGUCAACAAUGGUCAAUCCAAAGCGCGUCAUGGAGGCUGAACUCCCCGACUGUGGAUACGAAGAAGUUCACAGAAUCAUGACUACCGAAAUGCGAAAUCUGCUUGAACCAAUCUCGGCACCCAACUUUGAGGAUGCAUCCUUCUACAACUUCGAGGCUACAAAUGGAGACUUUGCGGCAUAUCUCCAGAACCAGACCGCACCUUCUUCGAGGAACGGUCCUUCCCAGGUGUCGGCAGAGAAUGUAUUGGAUCGAUGGUCUGCAUUCAUCUCAUCACUGCCGGCGCGCUUUCCGGAUGCGCCGGCUCGGACGAUCCUGCACUGCAUCUCAGCGAUCGGCACGGCAUCGAUUCGAGACAUUACCAUCGUCGGCGGUCUUUCAUACAGCUACUGGUGGGUGCUGAAGAUGUUCGUUGACGAGAUGGCAUUGUGGCUUGCGGAAAUGGGCGGGUUCCUCGAA